This is a messenger RNA of Ceratosolen solmsi marchali, 526 nucleotides long. RefSeq names its product stress-associated endoplasmic reticulum protein 2. Bases 31 to 225 code for a protein of 64 amino acids. The transcript has 3 exons. Gene Ontology annotation, cellular component: endoplasmic reticulum. The record is from RefSeq and is a predicted model, not a curated record. Gene Ontology annotation, biological process: endoplasmic reticulum unfolded protein response. Lineage: Eukaryota; Metazoa; Arthropoda; Insecta; Hymenoptera; Agaonidae.
CACGACGACGUGGACCCGAGACCCUCCGGAAUGGCACCCAAGCAGAGGAUGCGCAUCGCCAACGAGAAGGCGACCAAGUUCAUCACCCAGCGCGGCAAUGUGCCCAAAUCCACGAAAUCGCAGGACGAGUCGUCACCAGUUGGCCCUUGGCUCUUGGCACUAUUUAUUUUUGUAGUCUGUGGUUCUGCUGUUUUCCAAAUAAUUCAAAGUAUCAGAAUGGCAUAACAUGUUUGAAUAUCUGAGCCGCAGUUACAUCUUAGUUAUAAUAUCGUUCAAAAAUCAAUGCAAACGGGCAAUUGAUCAAGGUCAUCCUUUCUAACGUCGACUGAUUUUUCUACAGAGCUGCGGACUUUACUCAUUAUUAAAUAUGACCGGAAUUAAGAAAGAAUGAAGGAACGUUUACGAGGAUGGGCGUUUGUGGCCUUAAAUCCUCUGCUGCAAUAAUGAUUGCUCUGGAUCAGAGAUUUCUAUAUAUUUUUCUUUCAUUAGCUCAAAGAAUUAAUUUAUAAAAAAGAAAAGAAUAAAA